Molecule: messenger RNA, 303 nt
Organism: Chondrus crispus (carragheen)
Lineage: Eukaryota; Rhodophyta; Florideophyceae; Gigartinales; Gigartinaceae
Exons: 1
Coding region: 1-303 (100 amino acids)
Source: RefSeq, a predicted model, not a curated record
AUGCGUCGUGUUACCGACAUUCUUGCUCAGUGCUGUCACAGCGCUGUGCGUUCAAUACGUCACGCUUCAUCAUCACAUGGCCGUCUUUGUCACAGUUCCAAGUUCGAACGUCUGAAAAACGGUCCCCAUGCACAGUAUGCCGUGUACAUAUACCAAACAGACGUUCUCUACACUGCCGGUUUUUCCUCUUUUGAACCUCAUACAACCUUCUUCAUGCAUAGUGGCCUCCGAUGCUGCAUACGUUCACCUCACAGAUGUCAUGUUUGCCUGCAUGCCAGAGACCCGUGGCCCUUGCGGUACUGA